Molecule: messenger RNA, 2881 nt
Organism: Caenorhabditis auriculariae
Lineage: Eukaryota; Metazoa; Nematoda; Chromadorea; Rhabditida; Rhabditidae
Source: the annotation of a GenBank genome assembly
AUGAAGGUUCUUCAUAAGAAAUAACUUUCAAAAAGUUGUUUAUCGCUGAUGUGAAGUUGAAUGGAGAAUAAUAAAUUAGUGGCUAUGGAAAAGAAAGGUAUUUGCCAAAGUCAUUUUUCGCGCUGAGCUCAAAUCGUGAAGUGUAUUUAUUGUGAAGCUGUCUAAAACUCAAGAGCUAUUUUUUCAAGCACUUUCUCUAUUUGUUGUGGACAUCACUUUUUCGGAAAUGCUUAUUUUCGUGUGAAAGAAACGUUUAUCCGAUUAGAGUACACCGUGUCGUGGAUCUGCAGUGUGGCGGUUUGUAGAAGACAGCGUUUGUGUGUACUUUGGCCGUUGACCUCCUCCGAGUCGGACUCCUGGUGGUGACGUCUCUUCGCCGCAAAAUGACUCGUUCUGAAGCCAAAUCGUCGGGCUGCUGUUGCUUCCGCAGCACCGCGGUGAGGACCUUUCUUCCGUGUUCUGUCUUUUUCUCUCAUUUUUAUCUCCUUCUCUAGGUUUUCCCUUGCCUGUUAAUUUUUUUUCAGUGGUUGGUCUCGUUAUCACUAGUAUUCAUUUCUUUUUCGUAUUGAUUUCAAUCGUUUCAAUGUUUAUGGGCAUUCCCGCAUUUGAUUAAAUAUGUAUCUCUUUAUUAUUGAUGUCGACAACAGAAUUUGGCUCAAGUAAGGCUUCUGCGCCGAAAAAAAACUUUUGAUUGGGUUUUAAACAGGCUAUAGCACCAUCAAUCAUAUAAUCUAUGAAACCGUUCUACUUUUUGAGGCAAGAAGUAGAUUCUCUUAGCUCAUAGUCUGGAGAGAAAAAUCGAAAAAUCUGAUGAUUUUUUUCGUUUCUGAUACUUUCAUGACUCACGGUUCAAAAUCAAAUCCGUAUAAGAUAUCUGGCAUACAGUCGUCAAUCUUCGUUCAUACAUCUUCCUUCAGUUGGCCAAACAACAUAUUUUGUAGAUUAUGAAACAUUUUUCAAUUGUGCAAAUCACCAAAUGAAAAAUGGAACUAGAUUUCAUAUGAGAAGAUAAUUUUCUAGCGCAUGAGUAAACGAGAAGAAAGGAGGGAAGCCUUCAGCAGCUGCGCCAGACCAGAGCCGGGUUCCGCCGCUCCCGGCUCUUUUGACGACUCGACGACGGUGGGACUCCCGCAGGAGCUUUUCGGACCAGGCUGGCGCGCAACCGGAGACCGGCGUCCCACUGAAAAGCGAGUUCCUUUCAAUCGACCCACGCCGAAGCAGGUCUUUUCCUCUUUUUUUCCUGGAUAUUUUCUUUUUCGUCGACUUCAGGUCUUCGAAGCACUUCCCUUCGUGCGCAGAUAUUUCGUCUAUUGGAUGAAGCACACUUUCGACAAGGAGAAACUUUUUAUCAAUACUUUCCAGCCACUCAAACACAAACCUUAUUAUGGUGAGAGCCUCUCAAAUAUGUGUCCUUUCCAUAGACAGAUAUUACUCAAAAUAAAUACACAGGUUUCGUGAACUUCCCGAAACAGUUUUAAAAGUUUUUUUUUUAAAUUAAGUUUCCCUGACAAUUAAAGAGUAAGAUAACUAGUUCCAUUGAAUGAAAAGGUUCAAUGUAUUCAACAGUCUUUUGACAUCAUAAAGCUGAGAAGAAUAACCUCAUUUAGCCCUUUUGAAUUACCUUAGAAUCUUUCUUUCCAUUUAUUCUAAAAAAGAAGUUCCCUUACUAAAUUGUUGAAGCUUCAUUUUCUGAGGCUGGUUUCAGGCGUUCCUUGUGGAGGCAUCGGAUGUGGGGCCAUCGGACGCGACUUCCGUGGCGGAUUCUGCAAGUUCAGUCUCCGGCCCGGCCUCGUCGAGCACAAAGUCGACGUCGUGCCUGUUCGUUUACCCUCGUUUUGAACUCUCGACGUUUUUCGAGAACAUUCUAGUCUUAAAUGAAAGGAAAAGCACAUUCCCUUGACCUAAUAUUUGUACUCUUAAGGAGGAUAGUAAUUUGAAAAAAAAUUAGAUACUUUUUUUAUUGAAAAAAACUUCAAAGCGUUAAUGGGAUAUGCUGAAAUCGCUUGAGAAUUUAUUUAUUUUUUCUAUGUCUACCACCUGCUCGAGAGAAAAACAUUGCAGAGACGUUGAAACUUCUUUUUUUUUAUUCCGAAAGUCGUGAGAAGGUUGAAGAUCAAAUGGAGUCAGUAAUGAAUUAACUUUCUCUCGCAUGUAAGGCAGCUUAUAAAAACGUACUUUUUACGAGAUAUGAAAUCAUUAAUUCAUUUUAAACUCGUGUAAUUUUUUUUCAAAAUUUAUACAAUGUUAAUUUUCUCCAGAACAAAUUUUUAGGAUUUUUUUCAAAGAAAUGAAAUUUUUGCUCUUUUUUUCCAGGCUAACCAAUUCAUCGUAUCAGUGCGCAGAAACGGCAAAUGCAUCUAUCAGAAGGUGCUCUGCGCGGCUGACGUCACGCUCCCUCCAGGCCAACUCUCCGAAUGGGACUUUUCAUUCCCCAAAAAACACGUUUUUUAUCGGUUAGUUACAUUCUUCUCAAAUUUUUAUUAUUCCUUGGCUUUCAAAAGUACGAUUGGCGCAGAAAUAGAGGUAAAACAUAGCAAGAAAAAAAAAGAUUCCGUUUCCAAAAAAGGUCCCGAUUUUCUAUGCGGAAGCCGGUAAAUGCAAGUGAAGGGAGCUCAACAACACUUGUAGCUAUGAACUUGAAGUUAAAAUGAAACAAGAAGUAAAAUGAGGGAGAAGAAAAUAAAAAUGAAUGAGCGCAUUUCAUGCUGGUGCCGUUCUGAACGGCUGGAAUGGGUUAUUAUGGAUCGGGUAAAGCGUUUCAGAUUCAUCAUGGGUUUUAAGUUGAAAAGUAAGGAAUGCGGUUAAUUAUUAUUUCUUUACAUUGUAGUUCCUUUGGCAAAUGCUUGCUUUGUCAUCCGAGGCGCCAAACCUCAGCAACUGA